Thyridium curvatum is the source of this 2052-nucleotide messenger RNA. RefSeq lists its product as uncharacterized. The coding region runs from base 1 to 2052 and encodes 683 amino acids. Lineage: Eukaryota; Fungi; Ascomycota; Sordariomycetes; Thyridiales; Thyridiaceae. The record is from RefSeq and is a predicted model, not a curated record. The transcript is spliced from 4 exons. Gene Ontology annotation, biological process: amine metabolic process. Gene Ontology annotation, molecular function: primary methylamine oxidase activity; copper ion binding; quinone binding.
AUGGCUGCCCCCUCACCACAUCCCUUUGACCCUCUCAGACCAGAUGAGAUUGCGAGGGCUGCGGGGAUCGUGCGCCCGCAUUUCGGCGGCCAAGAGCCCAACUUCAGAGUGAUCACCCUGCUCGAGCCGCCCAAGAAGCUGAUGAUUGCCUACUUGGAGAACGAGCAUCAAAACCAGCCCAUAGAGGAUGUGCCGACCCGGCACGCUCGGGUUGAGGUCGUCGUCAAGGGCAGGGCUAAUGAAAACCAGUUGUUUGAGCUCUACGUUGAUCUCGGCAACGAGAAGGUUACUCAGAAGCAGCAUGUCAAGGGCAAGCACUCCUACAUUGACGCAAACCAUAUGAAGGCUGUAGAAGCCGCCUGUCUAGCUGAUGAGGGCGUCCAGGCCGAGCUCCGCAGCCUCAACUUACCCGCCGGUGCCACCCCGGUUGUUGAGCCAUGGGCGUAUGCGACCGAUGGCAUGAACGACAUGUCGACACGCAUCACCAUGUGUUGGUUCUACCUUCGUCUGCUGGACCACCCCGACGCCAACUACUACGCAUACCCCCUGGAUGUCUGUGCCGAGGUCUCUGAGGAUCUCAAGGUCACAAAGAUCUACCGACUGCCGACUAACCCGCAAGAGAGGAUUCAUCAUGAAAAGAGGCCCUUUGACCGCCGGAGAAUCCAUCCCGCAGAUGCAAGCGAGUAUCAUCCUGAACUGAGGCCUGCUUCGAGAACCACUACCAAACCAUACCAAGUUGUUCAGCCUGAAGGACCGUCCUUCCGCAUCAAUGGCAACCAGCUUGCGUGGGAGAAGUGGAGCUUCCGAGUGGGCUUCAACUACCGAGAAGGCCUGACCCUUCACGAUGUUCGUUAUGAAGGCCGUAGCCUCUUUUAUCGCUUGUCUCUGGCAGAGAUGUUUGUCCCGUACGGGGACCCGCGGGCCCCCUACCCUCGCAAGGCGGCGUUCGAUCUUGGUAAUGAUGGUGCUGGCCUCAACGCAAACAACUUGCAGCUUGGAUGUGAUUGUCUCGGAACCAUAAAGUACUUUGACGCUUAUCACAACACUCCGACGGGCGAACCCUUGAAGAUGCCCAACGUCGUCUGCUGCCAUGAGCAGGACGACGGCAUCCUGUGGAAGCACACCAACUUCCGCACCGGCAACGCAGUCGUGGCUCGCUCCCGGAUCCUCGUUCUGCAGACCAUCAUCACCGUGAGCAACUACGAGUACAUAUUCGCAUGGCACUUCUACCAAGACGCCUCCAUCUUCUACGAGGUCCGCGCCACCGGCAUUCUGUCCACGGCGCCCCACGACAUAAACGCCAAGGAGAGAGUUCCCUACGGGACUGUAGUCGCACCUGGCGUCCUCGCGCCCUAUCACCAACACCUCUUCAGCCUGCGCAUCGACCCCGCCAUCGACGGCCACAACAACUCCCUGGUCAUCGAGGAGUCCACACCACUCCCCACAAACGACCCGAAGGUCCACAAUCCGUUCGGGGUCGGCUACGUCACAGAGAGUCGCACCGUCGAAGAGGAAGGCGGCUUCGACCUCGACUUCACCAAGAACCGCACCUUCAAGCUCGUCAACGAGAAGCAGAUCAAUCCCAUCACCGGCACGCCCGUCGGUUUCAAGCUCCUGCCGUUCUACAGCCAGAUGCUCCUCGCCAGCCCGGAGUCAUACCACGCCAGGCGCUCCGAGUACGCCCAGCACGCCGUCUGGGUGACGCGGUACACGGACAACGACCACUUCCCCGCGGGCAAGUACACGAUGCAGUCUGCCGGCGGCGACGGUCUGGCCUCCGUCAUUGCGAAGCGGAGAGCUACAGGCGUGGCGCAGUCGGUGCGGGACGAGGACAUUGUCAUCUGGCAUACGUUUGGGUCGACGCACAACCCCCGUAUCGAGGACUGGCCGGUGAUGCCGAGCGAGAAGCUCAUGGUUGGGCUGAAGCCUGUGAACUUCUUCUCUGGGAAUCCGGGAUUGGACGUUACUCCCUCCACGCAGGAGAAGAAUCAGAGUGUUUUGUAUACUGGUGAAAGCGCCCAAUCCGCGACAUGUUGCCAGUCAAAGCUGUAG